Messenger RNA from Raphanus sativus (radish), 2294 nucleotides. RefSeq lists its product as uncharacterized. The coding region runs from base 99 to 2147 and encodes 682 amino acids. NCBI's taxonomy places the organism in Eukaryota, Viridiplantae, Streptophyta, Magnoliopsida, Brassicales, Brassicaceae. The transcript has a single exon. The record is from RefSeq and is a predicted model, not a curated record.
AACUACAAUCUUUUUUAUAUAAUAUGUGAUGAUGAUGUCUUCCGGUUUCAUAUUUAUAUAUCUGAUAAAAAAAACUUCUUUAUUUCAUACAUACAAACAUGGAUACGAAAAUAUCACCAAUGUAUAAGCUAUCGUCUAUUCACGAGCAUCCUCUUUUCUUUUCAGGUAUGUUCAUUACCUCGAAGUGUGCUGGCUGCCAGGUAAUAGGAAUCAUGUACGGUAGCUACUUUUGCAUCGAGGCUUAUUGUUAUUGUCGGUUCGAUAAGGACUGCGUGGAAUCCCCACUAGAGAUCAAUCAUCACCUUUCCCAUCCUGAGCAUCCUCUCUUGCUCACUAAGAUGUCUCCAGCAGAAGAUGGUACUCCUCCAUGUGACUUCUGUGGACAAGAGAUUUUGUCCACAUUCUAUAAUUGUCCCACAUGUAAAUUCAAAGUGGAUUUGAUUUGUGGGACUAAACCCUCGCCAUCUGUUAUCGAACAUCCGGUGUGUCAUGAUCAUACACUCGUAUUUUUGAAGAAACAAAUGGAAGAAGAUCAGGUCCCCUGUGAAGUAUGCAAGGAAUCUAUCGGUGGACCUUCCUAUUCAUGUCUUGAAUGCAAUAACGUGUACUUUCACUUGGAUUGUGUUCGUCUCUCUAAAGAGGUAGAUCAUCCUUGCCACUCUAGUCACCCCCUUAAGAUCAUGCCAUCUGAGUCACUUAUAGAUGAUGAUGAUGAGAAGAGUUGUUGUUUCUGUUUAGUUCAACCACAAAAGGUGCUUUAUCAUUGUUCUAUUUGCAAUUUUACUUUGUGCCUUGGUUGUACUAAACGUCCACCACCUCUUGUUGUUGAAGAUGCCAAGACUCACACCCAUCCACUGACGCUCUUUUCGAGUAAAAUCACAUUUACUUGCAAGGUUGCUGGAAUUGAUAUAUGUAGCUAUUUGUCUUAUAUAUGUCUUAAGUGUGAUUUUGUUGUCUCUGGAUUUUGUCUUGGCUUACCCCGGGUCAUAAACAUCAAUCGUCAUAAUCAUCGCAUCUCUUUUACGCAUCAUCUACGCCAUAUGGGUGCAAAAUGUGGAGUUUGUUGGGAAAGAGUACGUCAUUACUAUGGAGCUUAUUCUUGCUUGAUUUGCCCUGAGUAUGUAGUUCACUCACGAUGUGCAGUUGAUUUUACUUUAUGGAAUGGUGUGGAACUCGAAGGGAUACCUGAGACCAGCGAAGAUAUUGUGCCAUUUAAAGUGAUGGGUGAUAAUCUGAUACAUCAUUUCAUUCAUGAAAAACAUAUUUUACAGCUCUUUAAGGAUUUUGUCAGAGUUGGUGGUGACUACAAGAGGUUACGAUGUGACGCAUGCGUCUUACCGAUCGGGUUGGGCCCAAUCUACAGUUGUCUGAAAUGUCGCUUUUGUAUCCACGAAAAGUGUGCUUAUAUUCCUAUGAAGAAAAACCUUGUCUUUGGCCCCACACCAUACAAGUUGGAGUCUCAAGGCAUCCCUGUAAACUGUAACUUGUGUGGUAAAGUAGUAGGUGGUUUUAAGUACAGAUCGCGAGGACCUUUUGUGGUAUGUCCCAUUGUAGAUGUACAUUGUAGUUCAAUUUCUGAGCCAUUCGUCCAUAAUGGGCAUUUGCAUCCCUUAUAUUUUCUUAAAACAAAGGAGAAACGUAAUUGCAAUGCAUGUGGAAGAGAUCGAGAUGGCUACAUGCUCACUUGUAGUGAUUGUGAUUUUGACUUGUGUUUCUAUUGUGCUACUUUGCCUGAAAGGAUAUGGCGUAUAAGCGAUGAACAACCUCUCACUUUAUAUUAUGGCGGAAAGGAGGCGACCGGCAAAAACUGGUGUGAAAUUUGUGAGAUGGAGUUAGAUUCAAGUAAAUGGUUCUUUACACGUUAUGAUUGUGGAGGCACGUUGCAUGUUCGAUGUGUACUAGGAGAUUUCUCAUGGCUCGACCCAAACAUGUGUUUUUACAUUGGCAGAAUGGCAUAUUAUGUGGUUUUUAACAAUCAAAACAGUCGGCCGUUUUGCAGAAAUUGCCACAAUCGAUGCGAGGCCCCAAUCAUCUUACAAUACAAAGGCCAUGAUGAACAGAAUGGGUAUAUCUGCUCCUUUUCAUGUUUCUGUAGUAUUUCGGGUCUUAAAAUUUCGAGGGAGUACCAAUACCCAGAUUAUAACUAAGGAAUAUAUUUUCACUUGUAGUGAUUGUGACUUUGUAUUGUAAAAAACAUAAAAUAAAAGGAAUGUAUUUUCUGUUUUCUAGGGAAAGAGGAUGGUUGGUUAUUUUUCAAAACACAAGCUAUGCAAUGUAUUUAUCAAAACACAAGC